UGAAACUGCCCUUUUCCCCAUCGCCUUUUACCGAGGGUAGGGGGUGUGCAUAGGCAGAAAUCAACCUAUGCUUAAAACUUUCUUUAGGGAAAGUUUAUACUUACAUCUUUUUGUGUUUUAAUCCGCUACUCAUUCGCUUUUUUGAAACACCGAGUUUCUUUCCCCCACUUAAUUUUUUAUCGUUUUGUAGGCAGUAACUUGAGCAAAGAUGAUUGAUACAGUAACAGGACCUGGAGCACAGCCCUUUGCAGUUCAGCUGAAGGCCCUUACAGAUCUGGAGGGCCGAUACCAACCAAAGCUGAGUGGUUUGAGGCUGAUUGAGGGAGCCCAAGACAAUGGCCUCAGGAUGACCACUAGACUGAGGGAGCUGGAAGUGAAGGACCUGCUGUCUCUGACCAGGUUCUUUGGUUUCAGUUCUGAGACCUUCUCCCUGGCCAUCAGCUUGUUGGAUCGGUUCCUCUCAGUAAUGAAGAUUCAACCAAAGCACCUGUCCUGUGUGGGCCUCUGCUGCUUCUACAUUGCUGUGAAGUCCUCAGAGGAGGAGAAAAAUGUGCCUCUGGCCAACGACCUGAUCCGCAUCAGCCAGAAUCGCUUCACUGUGUCUGACAUGAUGAGGAUGGAGAAGAUCAUCAUGGAGAAGCUCUACUGGAAGGUGAAGGCCCCCACAGCUCUGCGUUUUCUCCGCCUUCUUCACAGCCACAUCCAGGAGCAGCUUGACACGGAGAGUAAGAUGAUCCUGAGUCUUGAGAGGCUGGAGUCUCAGCUGAAGGCCUGUCACUGCUCAUUUGUCUUCUCCAAAGUAAAGCCAUCUCUGCUCGCCAUGGCUCUCCUGAGUUUUGAGGCCCAAGAACAACAUGACCCCAUACACACUGACAAAAUAUCAGAGAUUCUGACAAGUCUGCAGCAGCUGCUGAAUAUCAAAGAUGGAGACCUGCUCUGUGCACGUGAGCUAGCUGGAAAAUGCCUGACUGAAUACGCCACCACUAAGUGCUCAAAACCCAACAGCCAAAGGCUACGCUGGAUUAUUUCAGGAAGAACCGCACGUCAGCUAAAACACAGCUACUACAAGAUCACUCAUCUUCCCACCAUACCCGAGUCAGCUUGCUAAAACCUAGGCGUUUGAGUGGGUGACCUUACAAAUCCCUAAAUUACCUCUGUUGUCUAAUUGGCUGCAUCUUUUUUUCGGUAGGGUCACCCAAAGCUCUAGUUACAUUCCUUACAGAAAUUUACCUGUAAUUUCUGUAAGGAAAAAGCUAAAUGGUAAUUUGUCUCACAUUUUGAAUCAAGCACACUGUAUCUUAUCUUCCCCAUUGACAAGGAGUACUGUUUGUCAGACAGGUUAAUGUAGUGUCAUACUGCCAAUUUUUGCUUUCCUGGCUGAGUUGCUUGCACAAGUGUACAGUAUGUUCUUGUUAAAAUCCGUACCCAGAUGUUUGGUAAUUCCUGGGAAGGGUUGCUGGUUUUAAGCUAAUAAGUAAAGAACCACCUAGGUCCUCAGUCCACCAUGUGGAAGAGGAGGGAGAAGGAUUUUGUGAAUAGUAAAAAUGGAACCAAGAAAUCGGGCCCGGAAUCCUUAACUCCCACCCUAGGUUGCUAAGCUGUCCUGAAUGCACACUCCUACCCAAGGUGAUUUUUUUUUAUUUUGAUAUGGCAAGGGAGCUCUCCGGGGAUAUCUCCACGAUCCCAUCAUGUAUGGUUAGCCAUACUGUUUAAGCUGAAAUGGCAUCAACAGUUACAGAUGAGUUUUUUUCACUGACAAUCUUGUGGGCACUGAGUGAAGAACCACAUGUAUUGAUUGGUUUUAGUUUUCAAUUCUUCAAAGAACAGUAAAGGGGUGAUUGCAGUGGAAAUUUGAUUUGAAAUGUGAAUUUUCUUUUCCAGUUUCCCUGAUUAAGUUCCUUUUUUUUAGUGACAAAUCUGUUCUCAUGGUUAAUUGAAUACACCAUCUGGUUAACUUAUGUACUUGCACCUUUCAAUAAAGACUUUAUUGAAAAGCUA
This is a messenger RNA of Betta splendens (Siamese fighting fish), 1998 nucleotides long. RefSeq names its product cyclin G1 (gene ccng1). Bases 209 to 1108 code for a protein of 299 amino acids. Gene Ontology annotation, cellular component: cytoplasm; nucleus; cyclin-dependent protein kinase holoenzyme complex. Lineage: Eukaryota; Metazoa; Chordata; Actinopteri; Anabantiformes; Osphronemidae. Gene Ontology annotation, biological process: regulation of cyclin-dependent protein serine/threonine kinase activity; mitotic cell cycle phase transition. Gene Ontology annotation, molecular function: cyclin-dependent protein serine/threonine kinase regulator activity. The record is from RefSeq and is a predicted model, not a curated record. The transcript has 6 exons.